Mesorhabditis spiculigera is the source of this 387-nucleotide messenger RNA. Lineage: Eukaryota; Metazoa; Nematoda; Chromadorea; Rhabditida; Rhabditidae. The record is from the annotation of a GenBank genome assembly.
AUGAUGCCCGGAUGCGGGGAUGGUGGACAGGGAUUGGCGCAGCAGACAAGAUACUACGAUGGGCGCUGCGGAGUGCCGGGCGAGUACUGCCAGAUGAAUGCCAAAUUCUUCCAUAAUACUACUCUUCAUCCGCUCGUCGAGAGAUUCUGCGUGAAAGGGACUGAUCCGACAUGUACGAUUGACCACCACGAUGACGGUUUUUUGAUCGGUUGCGGUUGCGAGGGCCGACUGUGCAACUCCUGGAACGCGACGACACUCAGGGAGAUGGCGGAAGCUUACCGAGGCCCCGCCCUGAACCUGACAGCCACCGUCUUCACCGCAUCCACGGCAUCCAUCCCCUCCAGCUUUGCCAUCUUCCUCUUCCUCGGCUUCCUCAACGCAUUCAGU